AUGGAGGCCAUCAAGAAGAAGAUGCAGAUGCUGAAGCUGGAGCGGGAGGGCGCCCUGGAGCGCGCGGAGCGGGCCGAGGCCGACAGCCAGGCGGCGGAGGCCCGGCGCCGGCAGGCGGAGGAGGAGCUGGCGCAGCUCCGGAGGAGGCUGCAGGGGACGGAGGACGAGCUGGACCUGCGCUCGGAGGAGCUGAAGGAGGCGCAGGAGAGGCGGGAGCUGGCGGAGAGGAGCGCGGCCGACGCAGAGGGCGAUGUGGCGGCGCUGAACCGGCGCGUGCAGCUGGUGGAGGAGGAGCUGGACCGCGCGCAGGAGCGGCUGGCCUCGGCCCUGCAGAAGCUGGAGGAGGCCGAGAAGGCAGCCGACGAGAGCGAGAGAGGCAUGAAGGUCAUCGAGAACCGCGCCAUGAAGGACGAGGAGAAGAUGGAGAUCCAGGAGAUGCAGCUGAAGGAGGCCAAGCACAUCGCCGAGGAGGCCGACCGCAAGUACGAGGAGGUGGCGCGCAAGCUGGUCAUCCUGGAGGGCGAGCUGGAGCGAGCGGAGGAGCGCGCAGAGGUGUCGGAGCUGAAGUGCGGGGACCUGGAGGAGGAGCUCAAGAACGUCACAAACAACCUCAAGUCCCUGGAGGCCGCGUCCGAGAAGUAUUCUGAAAAGGAAGAUAAAUACGAGGAAGAAAUCAAACUCCUGUCUGACAAACUGAAGGAGGCUGAGACCCGGGCAGAGUUUGCAGAACGAACAGUGGCCAAACUGGAGAAGACCAUUGACGACCUGGAAGAGAAACUAGCCCAGGCCAAAGAAGAGAACGUGGGUUUGCACCAAACACUGGACCAGACGCUGAAUGAACUCAACUGUAUUUAAGGAAUCCUGGAGUCCUCCCGGCUUGGCUCAGC
Dipodomys spectabilis (banner-tailed kangaroo rat) is the source of this 887-nucleotide messenger RNA. RefSeq names its product tropomyosin 4 (gene Tpm4). The record is from RefSeq and is a predicted model, not a curated record. Gene Ontology annotation, cellular component: actin filament. Gene Ontology annotation, molecular function: actin filament binding. Gene Ontology annotation, biological process: actin filament organization; muscle contraction. The transcript has 9 exons. Lineage: Eukaryota; Metazoa; Chordata; Mammalia; Rodentia; Heteromyidae. The coding region runs from base 1 to 855 and encodes 284 amino acids.